AUGGAAUACCAUGAAAGUACACGUCGUCAUGGUACUUGUAUUAAGUUUUUAAGUGAUUUUCGAGCACUUUUUAUCAAAACAUUUUUUUUAACAAUACGAAAACCUGGUCAAACUAUUGCAGAGAUCUUGUUAGCAUAUACAUUCAUGGGGCUUCUACUUGGUAUGCGUUAUAUUCUUGAUCGUCGGUAUUAUUCUGCUUAUCAAAUACCUCGUUUCAAUCCGUAUAGUAGUCUAUCAUACAAUGUGGUUGGUAAUAUCACUUAUUACUAUCCAGGAAAUAUAUGUGCAGCAACUAUUGCUACUAAUGCUGUGCAUGAUCUCAACGCUCAAGUCUCAACUUUUCCUACUAAUAUUCAAGCCAUAUCUGAUCCAACACUUUCAACAUUAUCAAAUACAACCUUACAAUCACUCACUGCUUUUAUUCAAUUUACCAAUCUUGAUUCAUGUACAAAUGCUUCAACAAUGCCUGAUGAAGUUCAAUACACUUUACGUAUGCAAGAAAAUGGUCCAAAUUAUUAUCAUGCACAAGAUGUGAUGAUUUCACCAAAUGCUUAUAUGUGGCAACGAGCUCCAGAAGAUUUUUGUCAAAGUAUCUCAAGUUUUUCGAAUUAUCUUAAUCGAUUUCUCGGUGUUCAAUAUUCUAUAAAUAUGAAUAUUAUUAAAUAUGUUACAAAUACUACUCAAAAUUUAGCAUCAAGCAUCUUUAUGAAUCAUUUUGGUUGUCCAGCAUAUUAUUCUGAUCAAUUACAGUCGAUAUAUGGGUUUUUUAUUCCAAUAUUCUUCUCCAUUGUUUUUGUUGUUACAUUUAUUAUGAAUGUCGGUUAUGUUGUUCAAGAACGAGAAAAUAAAACAAAAGAAUAUCUACGCAUUUAUGGACUACGCACUUGGAUUAAUAAUUUAGUGUGGGUUACUCGAUCAAUGAUCAUCUAUUUUAUUCUCAGUAGCGUAGUGACAGUUUUGAGUCUGGUAGUUUUACCAAGUUCUAAUUCAAAACCAGGUCGUGUUAGUAAAGCCUUAUUCAAUUAUACGCAUUGGACAGUGCUUUGGACAAUUCUAUUUGUUUAUUCAAUACAAGUCUCAGCAUUUAGUGUCCUCUUUGGACAGUUUUUCAAACGUCCAUUACUUGCAAAACUUCUCGGUUUUGUUGUAUGGGUAAUCACAUUUAUUGAUUUUUAUCCAGGUGUACCUGUUGGUGCUCGAUAUUUCUUAUGCAUAUUACCGAAUGCAGGUCUUAUGUUUUGCCUACAAGUCGUCUUACAAUAUGAACGAAGAGGAGUUGGAAUAACUACAUUUAAUCAACUCUAUUCAAAUGUAUUUUCAUAUCCAUUAUAUAUUGGUAUAUGUCUUCUUCUGAUGCUUAUUUAUUCUGUCAUUUAUUUAUUCUUGGCAAUCUAUGUUGAACGAGUUAAUCCAGGUGAAUUUGGUGUUGCACAAUCAUGGAAUUAUUUGUUCAAAAGAUCUUAUUGGAAACCUAGUGCAACAUCAGUUGUGAAACCAUCAAAUAGUAAUGGUCAUAUAGGCGAUGGUAAUACUAAUUGGAUUGAAAUGAGCUCUAUGAAGAAUAAGAAAGAUCCAUCAUUAAUAAUAUCACAUUUGACAAAAAAAUUUGGAAAAUUUGAAGCAGUGUCUGAUUUAUCAUUGAAAUUCUAUGCAGGUGAAGUAUGUUCAUUAUUAGGUCAUAACGGCGCAGGAAAAACAACAACAACAUUUAUUCUUGUUGGUAUGUUAGAAGCAACAUCAGGACAAGUGACAAUUGAAGGAUUAGAUAGUCGAGAACAUAUUCAAGAUAUUCGAAAAAUUCUCGGAUUCUGUCCACAAUAUGAUAUUCUUUAUGAAGAAUUAUCAGUGAAAGAACAUUUGGAAUUGGUUGGAAAGAUGCGACAUAUGAAACCAGACGCAAUGAAACAAUCUAUUGAUAAUAUUCUUCAACUUAUUGGACUAGUUAAUGAUCAACAAACACUUUCUAAAAAUCUCUCAGGUGGUAUGAAAAGACGUUUAUCGAUCGGCAUCUCAUUUAUGGGUGAUCCAAAAAUUCUCAUUCUUGAUGAACCAACAAGUGGCAUUGAUCCAUAUAAUCGUCGUUUGAUUUGGACAAUCAUUCGAAAAAUGAAAGAAUCAGGCAAAUGUAUUAUUUUAACAACUCAUUUUCUGGAAGAAGCUGAUGUUUUAUCUGAUCGAAUUGCUAUCAUGACAAGUGGACGACUUCAAGCAAAUGGAACACCUGAUUUUCUGAAAAGUCAAAUAGAAUUCGAAUAUCGCUUAUUUAUUGAUAAGCAAGAAACAUAUCCAAAUGAACGUGUAACAGUAUUCAUUCAAAAAUAUCUUCCAAAUAUUGUAUUAGAGAGAGAAUCAUCAUCAGAAAUGGUGUUUGGAAUAAGAAGAAAUGAAUCUAAAAAAAUUGGACGAUUAGUUCAUGCAUUAGAUGAAGAAAAAUUGAAUAUUGGCGUGGAAAAUUAUGGACUAUCGAUGACAACAAUUGAAGAAGUAUUUUUAAAAUUAAUUCGUGAGGCAGAAGAAGAGGAGAAUGGUUGUCAUGAUCAAGCUAAAUCACAAUUUGAACUAGCAAAUAGAGUUUUUCGUAUGGAACACAAGCGAGAAACAGGUAUUACUAAGUUCUGCUAUCGCAUCUGUGCAUUACUUAUCAAACGAAUACAUGUCCUUCGUCGACAAUAUGUUUUUUUAGUGGGAUUUUUCUUAUUUCCAAUACUUAUUGAAAUUUUGAUGGUCAGCGUGUUUCCAUCUCCACAAGAUGUUCAAGCAUCACUUGUACAAAAUAACCAUGUUGCAGGCGCACAAGUUACAUUCCAACCAUCGAUUUACAAUCCACAAACCAUUGUUACUUAUGCUAAUAAUAAUGGAAGUAAUGCAAGAACAAAUCUCAUGAAUUAUCUUCAGAAUACAGGUGCAACGAUUGAUGAAAUAUCAUCUGAUACUGUACUUAGUUAUACACAAAAUCGAUAUUAUGCAAGUGAAGAUAUUUUUGUUAAUAAAUAUCAAAUAGCUCUUGCUCUUUACAAUAAUCUUACAUCAACAUCACCUUCAUUAACAUUUAAUAGUUAUUUUUCAACAGUUAACUAUCAUGCAAUGCCAGUAAGUCUUAGUGCUGCUUCAACAAAUCUUUUUCAGUUUUACGCUAACUCAACAACAAAGAAAAUUACAACUACAAAUCAACCAAUCAUAACUACAUCAACAACAUACACAGCUCUUGAUCGAUUUUUUGAAAUUCUAUAUUGUUUUGAUACACUACCAUUAUCAUUAUUUAACUUUAUCAAUAGUAUUGUUGUGUCAAUAUUUAUUAGUAUACUUAUUGUACCAUUAAUUCAAGAGCGUCGUAGUCAUUCAAAAGAUUUACAAUUAUUAACAAAUCUAAGUAAACGAAGUUAUUGGUUCUCAAAUUUCAUCUGUGAUAUAUGUUCCUGUUUUAUACUUUGUUCUUUUUUAAUAAUUAUUGUUAAGAUCGGUGCAGCAGCUAAUCCAAAUAUUCAAUCUGAAGUUCAUAUUUAUAUUAAUUAUUCUCAAUCAUUAUAUUUUUUUGCCACGAUCAUGAUGUAUUCAUUGGCUUCAUUACCUUUAAUCUAUGUUUAUUCAUUUAGUCCAAAAUCUGAAUUGAUUGGUUUUAUUAAUUUUUUUGUCAUUAACGUAGUUGCAUGCUUUCUUGACAUGGUACUUGCUUUUAUGGGAUUGUUUUCACAGAGUCAAUCCACAAAUGCCACUCAUGUAUCCAAAUUAUCAUCUCUGGUGUUGAAUAUUCGAUGGGCUGUUGCAGUUCUAUUUCCAUCUGUUAAUUUCAAACGUUCGUUAUUUAAUAUCCGUUUGAGAUCAAAUCCAGACUGUGUUUCAGCAAUGAAUUCAAUAAUGUUUACGAAUUAUUCUGCUACAGAACCAUGGACAUCGCUUCGUGAACCAGGCAUCGGUAUUGAAUUUGUUAUCUUUUGUGUCCAAAUAUUAUUUUGGUGGAUUAUUUUGGCUAUAAUUGAAAAUAAAGUUAAUAUAAAAUUAGCAUGCGGACAAUGCUGUUGCUCUGAAAAUGAAUCAGAACAAGUAGGUGGACAAAAUCAAUUGAAUAAUGAAGGUGGAGCAAUAGGAACAGCUCCAUAUCAAUGGAGCGAUGCACAUUUAGAUGAAGAUGUUAGAAAUGAACGGCAGUCUAUAUUACGUGAGAGUACUUCAUCAACUUCAUCUGUUGUUCUUGUUCGUGAUCUUGUUCAACAAUUCAAAAAACGAAAAAACAAAUCAUCCGAUCAACGCAUCUACACAGCUGUUGAUCAUCUCAAUUUUCGUGUCACAAAAAAAUCUUGUUUUGGGGCAAAUGGUGCUGGUAAAACAACAACAUUUAGAAUGUUAAUCAAUGAUCUCAAACCAGCAUCCGGUGAUAUUUUUAUUAAUGGUAAAAAUAUUAACAAAAUAGAAAGAGAUCUUGAAAUAGGUUUUUGUCCACAAUUUGAUUGGCUCAUCAGCAAUCUUACUGUGAGAGAAACAUUAACUUUAUUUGCUAGAUUAAAAGGUUUAAAAUGGUCAGAAAUAUCAGAAAUAUGUGGUGAUAUGAUUAAUCUUUUUGGUCUUGAACCAUAUGAACAUCGAAGAAUAGAAAGACUAAGUGGUGGAAAUAAAAGAAAAGUGAGUGCAGCACUGGCAUUUAUGGCAAAUCCUGCUUUGGUAUUUUUGGAUGAACCAACAACAGGUUUAGAUGCUGCUGCCAAGCGAAAGUUAUGGAAUGUCAUUCGAGCAGCUCGUGAUAUAGGUUUGACUAUUAUUCUAACAAGUCAUAGUAUGGAAGAAUGUGAAGCAUUAUGUACAAAGAUAGGAAUAAUGAAAUUGGGUCAAUUUAUGUGUUUGGGAAAUUUGCAACGAUUGAAGAAUCGUUUUGGAAAUGGAUAUGCUGUCCAAGUGAAACUUCCAUUACAAGAUGUGAAUGUAUUCAAAGAAGAAUUGAUGUUAACUUUACCAGGAGUUCAAUUUGAUGAACAACAUAAUGGAAUGCUGUUUUGUACUGUACCAUUUGCUUCAAUAAAUCCUACGGAAAGUUAUACUAGUGCAUCGUCAUUUAAUCUGGCACAUAUAUUUGAUUUAUUCAAUAAAAAAGCAGAAGAAAAAUCGAUUGAAAGUUAUUCAAUAACACAAACAACACUCGAACAAAUAUUUGUUCAUCUUUCUGGAGAAGAUCAUACUACUGAUGCUAAUAAAAAGAAGAAAAAGAAAUAA
This is a messenger RNA of Adineta steineri, 5202 nucleotides long. NCBI's taxonomy places the organism in Eukaryota, Metazoa, Rotifera, Eurotatoria, Adinetida, Adinetidae. The record is from the annotation of a GenBank genome assembly.